This is a messenger RNA of Fomitiporia mediterranea MF3/22, 177 nucleotides long. RefSeq lists its product as uncharacterized. The transcript has 3 exons. NCBI's taxonomy places the organism in Eukaryota, Fungi, Basidiomycota, Agaricomycetes, Hymenochaetales, Hymenochaetaceae. Gene Ontology annotation, biological process: proton motive force-driven ATP synthesis. Gene Ontology annotation, molecular function: proton transmembrane transporter activity. The annotation marks the transcript as partial. The record is from RefSeq and is a predicted model, not a curated record.
AUGGCAUUUCUCGGGCUCCGCAAGUGGCCAACUCCAGUGGCAAAACCUUUGGCGCCGUUCGUUGCUGCAUCGGCUAUAACUUUCUACCUCGUCAGCUCCCUUCAGAAUAUGGCCGUGCGCUCUGAGACGUAUGCAAACGAUCCGAAGAACCCGUAUGCGGCGCAGAUUGCGAAGGAG